Oppiella nova is the source of this 681-nucleotide messenger RNA. NCBI's taxonomy places the organism in Eukaryota, Metazoa, Arthropoda, Arachnida, Sarcoptiformes, Oppiidae. The record is from the annotation of a GenBank genome assembly.
AUGACCAAUUUCAGAUACACUCAACCAUUGGACGAGGUACUCGAACAACACCGUAAACUGGACCUGGUCGAAACCACCACGGUUAUCAACUGUAGCCCUGCCACUACAUCCGAUGAGGUCACCAUUGAUCGAACUAAGACCCAGACAUACACCAUAUCUAUGGAACAGUCGCUUUCGUGGGUCAGUAGGUAUUGCAACCGAUUUAGCGUAACAGCCGGUGUGAGUGCCAACCUGUUUGGCAUAUUUGAUGCCUCCGUGUCCACUACGGCUGAAGUGGAGUGGGAGUUGGGACAGGAGUCCAGAGAGACCCGGGGCAGUCAGUUGUCGACAACAAACGAGUAUAAGAUAUCCGUCAAAAAGACAGUGAAUAUACCGGAAGAUCAAUGCAUUAAAGUGCUGUCGUAUGUGAAAUGGAUCAGCGACUUAGCACUGCCCUAUAUCGCGACUAUUCAUGUCAAGAUUACAAGCAAGUCCGGUAUGGACGUGGACAUGGAGUUGACUAAUAAGUUGGUUAAGUUGUUUUUUGAUCAGGAACAGUGGGAGGGUAGCAAGGUGCUUAAGUUUAAUACUACUGGUUCAUUUGUGGGCUCGUUUGGCCUGGAUAAGUAUAUCGAGAUUAAUAAAGUUGGUAAUACGUGCAGAUCCCAGUCCGCCCUAGGAAGCAGUCGGUCCACAGCAUGA